This is a messenger RNA of Penicilliopsis zonata CBS 506.65, 1605 nucleotides long. RefSeq lists its product as hypothetical. The transcript has 3 exons. NCBI's taxonomy places the organism in Eukaryota, Fungi, Ascomycota, Eurotiomycetes, Eurotiales, Aspergillaceae. Bases 1 to 1605 code for a protein of 534 amino acids. The record is from RefSeq and is a predicted model, not a curated record.
AUGGAUAUGGACGGCCUCGUUGGGAAUCCUACAUCCGUGACCAUAGGAUCACUUGAUAUCCGUGGCUUUAUCUCGCCGCACCGGGUCGCGAACUUUCUCGGCAUUCCCUAUGCCGAGAUUCCUGCGCGUUUCCGUCAAGCAAAACCCCUGAAGCCGGAGACCCUCCAGGGAGUGCAUGACGGGACCAAGUAUGGACCGCGAUGCCCUCAGCCGUUGGACCACCCGAAAGUGCUCCGCGCGCAUCUAUAUGAGGGCGUUAUCCCGAGCGAGAGUAUCCCGUGCUCGGAGUUUCGGUGUCUGAAUCUCAACGUCUUUGCUCCCCCGGAAGCAGUGGGCUCGCAGCAAAGGCUGCCUGUUUAUGUUUGGAUCCAUGGGGGUGGGUGGAAAACAGGCGACGGAGGCCUUGAAUAUGAUGGAAACUUUCUCGUCGAGCAUGCGAUCAAUGCAGAAAAACCCAUGGUCUACGUUGGUAUCAACUACCGACUAGGCUACUGUGGGUGGCUCACCUCGCAAGAGUUGACAGACGAAGCGUUGAGGGCUGGAGAGAAGCCGUUCCGGAACAUGGGGUUGCUGGAUCAAAGGCUUGCCUUGCAGUGGGUACAGGAGAAUAUUGGUUACUUUGGCGGUGAUCCCGAUAACGUCACCAUUGCCGGAGAGUCAGCUGGCGGAUGGUCCGUUCUGGCUCAUCUCCGAUCAAACAUACCUGUCUGCAAGCGUGGAAUUAUCAUGUCAUGCCCUUCCCACCGCUUCCCCACUACACAGGAUAGCCAGGCGACUUUUGAUCGACUGGUGGCUAGCACUGGGGUUGUUGGACCAGAUGCCCCUGCCACGGAGAAGCUGGCUGCAUUGCGGGAUAUGGCGUUUGAGCAACUUGACGAGCUUACCGGCGGAAAACCUGUCCUGCCUGCCUGGGACCCGGAAUGGUUCGGUGGGGAUAUCGAUACCGACGAACCGACCGAGUGUGUGGGGGAAUUUCCUCGGUGGGUUGAAGCCAUCGUAACCGGCUUCACACGCGAUGAAUUCUCCGUGUUUGGCAUUGUGAAGAAUCUGCAUACCUGGAGCAAAGAGAAGGUCAAGGCCACAAUUUCCCAAGUUAUCCCAGACCCAGACUUUGCGCAGGAAAUCUGUGCAGCCUACGGGAUCGACCGCGGAACCGACAAGGAUGCGAUUGCGGGCAUGUUUGACUUUGCCUCCGACUCGGUAUUCAACAUAGCCGCGAUCAAGCUCGGCCAGGUUCGAACUAUCCCUGCGUCGACAUACCGGUUUGACCAGAUCGACCAUGGCGACUGUCCUUACCAGGGAUACGCUUACCACGGGCAAGACAACGCCUGGUCGCCCCGUUUGCCGGCGGUGGCGGGCCCGACUGCUCUUCCAGAGUAUAAGGCCACGGCCGACCACCAAUCGCAGAUGAUCCUCGAUCUUGUCCAUGGCCAACAGCCGUGGGAGACUUUUGCGACGGGCCGCCGGAUCAUGCGGUUUGAUGGAGAGAAGAGCGGCUUGUUCGAGUGGUCGGACGGUCUGGCUCGCAUCGACCAGAUGACAGCCACGAAGGAGAAGGAGGUCAUGUUCCAGAGGGGGGGAUGGGCACUGAUGAAUCUAGGCUGA